UCAGCGCUGCGGACAACAAACAGAAAAAUGCGAAUGCGCGUCGUUUGGAACGAAAACGCAUGAUUACGGCUAAUACGAUGUUUGUGACCUUUUUGUGGAGUACGGCCUGUUUACUAGUGAUGCCCAUUGUCGCGACGGCCACACCAAUUAUCGAUGACCGGAAAAUAAAUAUGCCGUUGACGGCCAUGUGGCUGGCCGUCUUCGCCAUGCUGGGUUAUGGCACCAUACCGGCUAUAUUUUUCAUUAUGAAGGAAGACUAUAGGAUGGAGCUGUUCCGACGAUGCGGUAUGAAAUCUCUGCGAAUAACAACGUGGAUUGGAUCUGGAACGGAAUCACGAUCGAGAGCGGAAGGAUCGCGAUCGCACAGUAAAACCGUUAGCACUACGGCAACCCGGGGUUCAACAUGAAGUUCUUACAAACUUUUUUCUAUUGCAGUAUUUGAUGCAUUUGACCUUAGCAAAAUCGAUAUUAUGUCUUGUCAAGUCAUAAAAUUACAGAAGUGAUACUGUAUUUCGGUUGGCACUUGGCAGUUUCACUACAAUACAUGGAUGGGUAAAAGUAUUCAAAUAUUCAUUUUUUGACGAAGUCUGUAAGUGACUACCUAAUCACUCCGAUCCUUUUUUUCAUUGAGGGAGUUUUUUUAUCGGGCCGGUGGUUCGUGUUUCCUAAAACAAAUCUGAGAAAGGUGUCCAUAAGUCAUGGACCAAUUGGUAGUACAAGGGUACUACUUUAAUUGUUUCCG
Paramacrobiotus metropolitanus is the source of this 742-nucleotide messenger RNA. RefSeq lists its product as uncharacterized. The transcript has 2 exons. The record is from RefSeq and is a predicted model, not a curated record. The coding region runs from base 60 to 407 and encodes 115 amino acids. NCBI's taxonomy places the organism in Eukaryota, Metazoa, Tardigrada, Eutardigrada, Parachela, Macrobiotidae.